Dalotia coriaria is the source of this 3152-nucleotide messenger RNA. Its product is annotated as nucleolar protein 14 homolog. The record is from RefSeq and is a predicted model, not a curated record. Gene Ontology annotation, biological process: maturation of SSU-rRNA. Gene Ontology annotation, cellular component: nucleolus; small-subunit processome; Noc4p-Nop14p complex. Lineage: Eukaryota; Metazoa; Arthropoda; Insecta; Coleoptera; Staphylinidae.
GUUUGUAAGUUGUGAAUUUCUCAUGAGUUAAGUUCUGUGUUGUUUAAAUAAAGUGAUAAUGGUUAAAGUUAAGAAUAAGAAGCGCAGUGGCGCAGACAAAAUCUCCUCCAAGAGAAACCGCUCGCAAAAAGUAUUAAAUCCGUUUGAGGUUCACAUUAAUAAUGAGAAAAUCAAAGUGCUUGGAAGAAAACUUAAAAAUGAUCGCGGUUUACCAGGAGUUGCUCGUGCUAAAGCUCUGGCAAAACGCAAACAUACAUUGCUACCAGAGUACAAAAUGCUAAAUAAAAGCAAUACAUUUCAUGACAAGAGAAUAGGUGAAAGAGAUUCAGGUUUAUCUGCUGAAGAUAAAAGCAUGGCAAGGUAUACAGCUAUGAGAGUUAAGCAGCACAAUAAAAACAUCUUUAAUCUUGCUGAUGAUGAGGUGCUCACACACAAAGGGCAAACACUGAGUGAAAUUGAAAAGUUUGAUGAUCCAAAGUCUGAGGAUGAGGAUGAGGAAGACAGUGGAAAGUUAGACUCCAAGUUUGUGAGAGAUGUGCAUUUUGGUGGUGGCAUGUUGAAGAAAGCUGAUGGUGCCAAGUCUCAUAAGGAUUUAAUUGAACAGUUGAUUAUUGAGAGUAAGAAGAGGAAAGCAGAAAUGCAGAAGCAAAAAGCAACAGUUGAGUUGACUGAAAAGUUGGACUCAGAGUGGAAGGAUUUGCUUCCAUUGGUUAACAAGAAUAAGAAGUCAAGUGAAGUUGACAGCAAGGCAGAAGUGGAUGAUUAUGACAAAGUGAUGAGAGAGCUGAAGUUUGAAGCAAGAGGUACUCCAUCAGACAAGUUGAAAACUGAGGAUGAAAUAGCCAGAGAAGAUAAAGAAAAAUUAGAGAAAUUAGAGCGUGAAAGGUUGGAAAGAAUGCAUGGAGUUUUCGACAAACCGAAAACUUCCAAACAUAGAAGCGCGGACGAUUUAGACGAUAAUUUUGCGUAUGAUGACGAAGAAAUUGAAGAGGUUACACUGUCUUAUAAUCAGGAAGGCAAAUCGAAUGUUUUGUUAAAUAUUAAAAUCAACAAUAAAGACGAAGAUGCUAUUGAUGGUGAAAGUAAUGCUUUUGAUCCUGAUAAUGACAAUGCAGAUGAUGAUAAUGAAGAUGAUGAUGAAGAAGACGAAUCAGAAGCUGAAACUGAUGAUGAUUUAUCUGAUUUAAAAGCAUCAGACUCUGAAAGUGAGGAUGAGUUGGAACAAUUAAAAGAAAAGCAAGUAAAAGUGGUGGAGGAGGAAGAAGAAGUAAAAGAAGAUGAUGAAUUGGAGCAAUCACAAGAGGAAGAAAAAGAGAAGAAGAUGAUGAACAGGAACCGACAGAAAACGAUUGCGAUUUUGAAUUGCAGGAAACUGAAGAGAAAGAAGAAGAAAGUGAUGGUGAACAAGAGCAGGCAGAAGAGGGGACUUGAAGAUAAUGCAUUAGAGCAAGAGGAUGAUCUUGAGAAGUCUGAAGAAGACCAAGAAGAUGACAAUGAACCAAAACCAACAUCAAUACAAUUAACUAAAAAGGUAAAACCUAACAAUUCAGAUGAAACUUCAACGAUUCCUUCUACUAAAAUAAAAAGUGGAAUAUUAAAAAACACAAAUAAAGAACCAAUUGAAGAUAAACCAAUACCUCCGAAAACUACCGAAGAAAUAAAAGAAGAUCUCAUUAGAAGAAAAGAAAUAAUGGAAAUAGCUCGCAAUGAAUUACCCUACACUUUUAAAUUACCAGAAAAUUACGAUAAACUCUACGGUAAACUACACGGUAAAUCUCCGGAACAUCAUGCCGUUAUCAUUGAAAGAAUGAUCAAAUGCAAUCAUCCCAGUCUUAAAGAAGGCAACAAAGAUGCCCUUGGAAUGUUAUUCGUUUAUUUAUUGCAGUAUUUUAACGAUUUAUGCACUGAAAUUGAGAGUGAAGUCGAGUUGAAAAAUAUGUUCCAAAUAUUCUUCAAUUUGACGCCAUUUUUAUAUGAUUUAGCAGAUUUAAAUCUUGAAAAUGCCGCGACAAGUCUAGUUGAAGUCAUUAAAGAGAAACAGGGUGAGUUUAGGGGAAAGAAGAGUUAUCCAGGCGUUGAGGUGUUGGUGUACUUGAAAUUGGUGGGUUAUUUUUCUACGUCUGAUUUUCAACAUCAUGUUGUCACACCGUGUGUGAUGUUUAUGGAACAAAUGUUGUUCAGGUCACGUGUUAAGACCAAGCGUGAUAUUGCGUAUGGAUUGUUCCUUCUUUGCAUACAUUUAGAGUAUACUAAAUUAUCUAAACGUUUUCUACCAGUAACAAUUUGUUUUCUGAAUGGGAUUAUCCACAUGGCGAUACCAAAAAGCACUGUAAAAAUCCUAAAAGUUUUACCACCGUUCAAAUCGCAAUCAUCGCUUUUAGUUAUGACUGAUCAUUCAACUUUAAAUGUUCAAUCACCGAAAAUGAACGUGAUUGAUUUGUUAAAAACUGAUGAAAACUCUGAAAUCACCGAAGAUUUCAAACACAACACACUGCACGUGGCAGUUUCCCUCUUAAAAGACUUCUAUACACAAUUACUAGACCUACCAUCUUGUUAUGAAAUAUUUGAACAGAGCUACAAAUAUUUACAACAAAUUCCAUUAACAUACUAUAAUGAUAUUUUAUCUAAUGAAAUACGAAAUUUUAUUACCACUAUUGAAGAGUACAAAGGCAACAGAAAGUUGGAGUUUUUGCAGUUGGAUAAAGUGAAACCAAAGGCUUUGCGUCUCUAUGAUCCUAGUAUUGAGAAGGUUUAUGAUGCCAAGAAGCAUAAAGUACAAAGUAAAGAAAAGGCAGAACGCGAUAAACUCAUAUACAAACUGAAAAAGGAGAAGAAAGGCGCAAUGCGUGAAAUACGCAGAGAUAAAGCUUAUUUGGGGCGUGUUAAGUUGGAUAGAAAGUUACAAAGCGAUGCUGAACGAAGGGACAAAGUUAAACGCAUCUUCUCCGAAGCGGCUAUGCAACAGUCCGAGCUUAAUGCCAUGGACAGAGGCAAUAAACGCAAGAAGAAAUAAGGUAAUAUUUGUUUAUUAUUUAAUAAAUAUUUUGUAAAUUAAAUUAAAUUCCUAUGUAACCAUAUAUUAACUGAUUGUUCAAUCAGUCCGAUGACAAUACAGAUGUUGAUGGUGCAUACAUAACAUAACCCCAAAAUGA